This is a messenger RNA of Poecilia latipinna (sailfin molly), 3013 nucleotides long. RefSeq names its product serine/threonine-protein kinase/endoribonuclease IRE1-like. Gene Ontology annotation, molecular function: protein binding. The transcript has 6 exons. The record is from RefSeq and is a predicted model, not a curated record. Bases 103 to 684 code for a protein of 193 amino acids. Lineage: Eukaryota; Metazoa; Chordata; Actinopteri; Cyprinodontiformes; Poeciliidae.
UUAACUGUUUUGUUUCUGUUUCUAAAAUGUAGGCCUGGUUUUCUCCCAGAUCCUAAUGAUGGCAGUUUGUACGUUCUUGGUGGAAAACAUAAGGAGGGCUUGAUGAAACUGCCUUUUACCAUCCCAGAGCUGGUUCAAUCCUCACCCUGCAGAAGCUCUGAUGGCAUGCUCUACACAGGAAAAAAACAUGACGUGUGGUUUGUAGUGGAUCCUGAAACGGGCGAAAAGCAAACAAGUUUAACCACCUCCUCCUCUGAGUCCAUCUGUCCCAACACUCCUUUGCUCUACAUUGGACGCACCGAGUAUAUGGUUACCAUGUUUGAUACUAAGAUACAAGGGCUUCGAUGGAACGCUACGUACAACGAUUACUCUGCUCAUCCUUAUGAUGAGAAGCAAAACUACAAAAUGGCUCAUCUGGUGUCUAGUGGUGAUGGUCUUGUGGUGACCGUUGACCGGGAAUCAGGCGAUGUCCUGUGGACUCAAAACUACGGUUCACCUGUUGUAGGGGUAUACCUCUACUAUGAAGAGUCACUGAGACAUGCCCCUCACCUCUCGCUUGCCAUGGAGACGCUGCGCUUUCUCACCUUCUCCUCUGCUAAAGACCAGACAGAAGCUCACUCUACGUUAAAAUGGAGCUACCAGUUUGUGACGGAGCAAGCCAGAACACAAACCCAAUUAAUGUAAGAACAUUUCCAUUGCUCCCAUUAAAAUGAAGAUUGUGUCUGGUAGGAACAAGUCUCCAUGAAGGAUUCUUGCAGAUCCAAAUAGUUGGAUCUGCAAGAAAACUUCGUUAUAGGGCCGAACGUUAAUGGCAUAAAACUCAACUUCAUGUUUGUUAUGAAAUCUAUAAAGAAAGACUGCAAAGCUAUCACUCUACACUAAAACAUGCAAGGGAAAAAUUCUUUGUGGAAAUCAUAAACAACAACAUUAACGAUGCUCAAGCUUCAUUUGCAACAGCUGACAGGCUCACAAACCCUCCUGUGAUUGUACCACCUGAACUCCAAUCAAACACGGCCUGCAAUACAUUUUCUAACUUCUUUGAAGAGAAAAUUAACAAAAUUACAGGAUUAAUCUGCACAUAAAUCUAAAUCUAGUACCAAUGCUAUGUACAAACAUAACAAAACAUAAAUAAUGACUCAGUUUCAACUACUUAACUAUAAAAAGUUAGGAUAAAUUAUAAAUAAAUUAAACUUCACUUAAUGAUGUCUUGAUAAAAUACCCACAACUUAAGAAAGUUGUCUGUUAUUCCAUCUGAUGUGACUCAAAAAUUUAGAAAAGUGCUGUGCACAAAAAAAAAAAAAAUCGGAUGCUUAAAGCCGUGCGCACAUAUGUGGCUGUGCACCUUUCCUUUAUAAAUCCUAAUUUGAGGGAAGUAGAGCGCAGCUGCUCUCCCGCACUGUCGCCACCCUUAAAUACAUAUGUAAAUUCAUAUAAAUACCCGGAAGUCUGCCAUCACAUGAAGCAAUAACCAUGGCAAUGUCCUUGCUUGUAGCAGCAUAAGUAUUUAUAAUAAUAAUUCUAUAUUUUAUGUAAAAUGUGCUUUCAGGGCACAAGGUCACCUCACAAAAACAAAAAUAAUACAUUUUAAAGAAAAAAAAAAUCCAAAUAAAAAAAAAAAUAAAUAAAGAGAUCGUGCAAAUGCCUGUUUGAACAGUAGCACAUCCAGCAGGGAUUUAAAGAAUGACAGCUUGUCAGAGAGCCCUUUGAAUGGGAAUGUGGAUGUUUAUGCUAAAUAGUAGAAUCAUCUGCAGAAGUUGUACAUUUACAGAAUAGAGAUGCUUUCUGUCCAUAAAGGUACAUUCUCACAAAGCCAGUGGCUCCACUGAAGGAUGGCUGCAGCUGGACCGGUACCGGUACCACAUGGCUCCUUCUUUAAGUUCUGCUCGGAGCUCCAGGAUGAUCAGUCCAGGCAAUCUAAACGCUAAUAAACCAUCAACAUUUCCCAGCAGACCAAUAUGAUCUCUGAUCAAUCGCUCCCUCUGAAUCCUUCGAUUUGGGAUGUUCUCCACCAGAGCCAAAGCACUGUGCCACAAUUACGUUGUGCCACGAAAUUGUGGCGCAGCGCACAGGUGUGCCCCUUGGUGCAGCUACUUAUGUAUGUGUGAUUGUAUACACACCUUGAUCACCUUAAAAUAAUCAAACCUGUUUGAAGUUAAUCUGCUGAUCCAACCCUGUUUCCUUUUUUUUAGUGAGAAUGAAAUUACCCCAAAGAUUCAUUUCAUGCACUCCGAUGCACAGACCAGUGUGUUAGAUCUUUAUGAGAGACAAAAACUGAGGAAGAGUGCUAUUUACAUUAGAGUGAGGUUUUUGCAUCUUUUUAUUUUUAUUUUCUUUAUUUUGUGUGUGUGUGUUAUGUUAUUGUCUGAGGAUAUAUGCGAUUCAAUUUCAUCGUUUACAUUUAAACAAUAAAAUAUUAAAAUCAUGAAAAAAACAUCGGGUUUUGAUGCUGCUUGGUUUAAAUAACUGAAUGUCGUCAAAUUUCAGUGUAUUUAGGUGAGUUUUGACGCUUUGUAGUUUUAUAUUGACCACAGAAAAAGUUUGCGUGGCUGCUGCACAUUUUCACGCUAGUGAAAAAGUAUGCGUAUAUUUACUCAAACUUAGACGCAAAGUUAAUUUUUAUACAUUCCGGCUUGUGCGUAAAAAUAUGGUGCCGCACAUUUUUUGUGCUCACACAGCUUUAUGCAUGAGGCCCCAGGUGUUUUCCCCCAGGGUUUAAAAACAGCAGUUAUCAAACCACUGAUAAAAAAGAAUGAUCUGGAUAAAUCACUAUUGCAGAAUUACAGGCUGAUCUCCAACCUUCCAUUCAUCAGCAAAAUUAUUGAAAAAAUUGUUUUAAUAGUUAAAAAGUUUGUUAACAAUUACCAAUCACUUUGACGUCUUUCAGUCUGGUUUCCGUGCUCACCACAGGAUUGAGACUGGUCUAGUCAAAGUGUUCAAUGACAUCACAGUUUCCCACAGUGUAUUACAAGACAUGUUUUACUAGCUCCCCCACAAAACCCCCUUCACCAGGCUA